AUGAAAUUGGAUGCAAAAAUAUAUCAAGAAGCACACCGUUUGGCGCUGAUGCCCCGGAUGAGGAUGCUAUUCUACGGAAUAAUUUGUGGAGCAGCUGUGCCUACCAUGUACUUGAGAUCCUAUUAUCUUCCUCACAUAAGGAAACAAGAACUCAACGAAAUCAAUGCGCUGGGCUCUAAAGUCAAGCUUUUGGAAGAACGGACAUCUAACGUAGAACAUCCAGGCGUGAGUGCGUCAGAGGCUGCAGUGAACUUACUGAGGUCGAGCGAAGAUCUGGGUGCGCUGGCGGGUGUGGGUGAUAUUCCAAUCGCAGCAUGGCACAUCCGGGGUCGCAACAGAUACGCAAAUGACGAGCAAUACCGAAAACUCGUGGAAGAGGCAAACACCAUAAUGAUGUCCUCCAUAAUGUGA
Molecule: messenger RNA, 411 nt
Organism: Lachancea lanzarotensis
Lineage: Eukaryota; Fungi; Ascomycota; Saccharomycetes; Saccharomycetales; Saccharomycetaceae
Gene: SPG1
Product: LALA0S04e09186g1_1
Exons: 1
Coding region: 1-411 (136 amino acids)
Source: RefSeq, a predicted model, not a curated record